Molecule: messenger RNA, 1887 nt
Organism: Alternaria conjuncta
Lineage: Eukaryota; Fungi; Ascomycota; Dothideomycetes; Pleosporales; Pleosporaceae
Exons: 2
Coding region: 1-1887 (628 amino acids)
Source: RefSeq, a predicted model, not a curated record
AUGGAUGUGAGCGAUGAAGACAGCGACAGGGAGCUUGUUCGUGGAAGAAGCUUGGCACCAGUGAUAGCACUGAAUGCGAAACAGGGAUCUGACAGUGUCAGCCCUGUACUAGCUCCUGUGGGCAAAUCUGCCAGUAUUACAUCAGAUAAGAACGGGGAUGUGGGGGAUGUCGAGCGCGAUGACCAAAUGCGUGGAGCCCGGGUCAUCAGGUAUGAAGACACACCCUUUGUGCUGGCGCGACAGCCACCAGACAAUGUCGCUGCUAUAGAAUGGCCGUCUAUGGAUCCUCUCAAUACCCUAGGUUCGAAAGAAAGGGCCCAGGAGUCUGCAGAACACUCGUUCCUGGACAUCGGACACGAGACGUUUGUUUACGGCAGCGCUUCGGUUCCGCAGCACCACACAGUCAACGAGCUCGCCAGCGCAGAACAAACGAUCCGCCAGGGAGAACGUGCAUCUAAUGUUGAAUCGCCUACUCUCGGUCUUCUUGAUGAUGCCUUUCGUACUGGCAAAGUCUGGCGAGUAUCGUCGCUCGAAGCUAGUGUACCUGCAUCCGAGGCGCCUUUUGAUGUCAAAGACGACGAGGGCAUGUCGAGAGAUGAAAAGGCGGAUGCGGAACGCGCUUUCAGUCCUGUGUGGUUUGCUAAGAGCGACUUGCAGCUUCCGACAAGCACUCGGGAUCUUGGGAAUGCAGAUGGAAGCGCAGAAAUCCGCGCGACAACAUCUGGAGAAGAACGCGACGCGGACGCAGGCAGUCGAGUAAUGGCCGUUGGCGCGAUUGCAGCCCCAGCCCAGCAGGAAAUACGAAGACAUGGGGACCGGGAGCCUUCGCUUAGCCAUACCCUUGCGGGGGCCAGUGCUGCGGCGGCUGACAGCGACACCUCGACGCGCUCCGCGCCGCCCUCCUUAGUUGUCGACGCCGCUGAAAAGCAUACCGCCUCUAGAUCACUUGGUCCAUCAUGGGGCCGCGGACACAGCAUCAUUGAUCCACGCGUGGCUGAGCGCGCUUCCGAUGAGAUGGGGGACGAAAGCAACCUCGUCACGCCCGCCGGGCAGGUUCCGCGCAUUACCACCCAGAACGGUCCGGAGACACCCAAGGCUGGACAACCGUACAGCGAGCAUUCACGUCCCGCCAUGUCAAACAGCCACUCCCAUGGCCAGGCCAGCUUUCCGGACUUCAAGCACCAAGCACAGCAACUGCAGGUUUCAAAUAGCGCUACGGCGGCUCCAGAACGGUCAAGAUCCAUGCUCUCGCAGAUAUCUGCCAUGGUUUCUGACGAGGGAAGCAACCCUUACUCUCAAACAUCUACUGGAAGAUCAACCCCGUCAACAAUUCGUCGCAUGCAGCCAGAGUCCACCGUGAAGCCUUCGGCAGUCCCACCACAGAUUCCAGAGGAGAUUUUGAUGUCGUAUGGUGGCGACGAUGGUUUUGAUCUUUACGCAGAUCAUAACGGAGUCGUCAAGGAUGUGCAAGACGAGCAUGGCCAGCCUUUGCGACUUGGACAUCUCCAGGUGCGAGGGGCAACUACCCAACAACAGCCAUCACAGCCUUCAACUUCCGGUAUUGCGACAGCGCCAUCAUCUCGCGAUGGUGAUCGCCCAAGAUACAGUUUUGAAAGGCCAAUGAGCUUCGUCUCAGGACCUGAAGACCAAGACGGCAAACCUCAAGAUCAGAUCAACCAGACCGCAUCUGCAAAUGCAACGCAAUCUUCCCCUGUCGCUAUGCAGCAUCCAAUCACUACAUAUGGACACAGUGUACUCACCGAACCCGCUAGCAAACGUCGCACCGCCCUCGGAUCGGAGCGCAUUGAGGCACCAGCCAAUGCUUGCAUCUGGCCCAUCUCCAUCCAAGAAUAUCUUCCAAGCGGUAAAGUCAAUCGACCCCAGUAA